Messenger RNA from Cercospora beticola, 2110 nucleotides. Its product is annotated as Zn(II)2Cys6 transcription factor domain-containing protein. Gene Ontology annotation, cellular component: nucleus. The record is from RefSeq and is a predicted model, not a curated record. NCBI's taxonomy places the organism in Eukaryota, Fungi, Ascomycota, Dothideomycetes, Mycosphaerellales, Mycosphaerellaceae. Gene Ontology annotation, molecular function: zinc ion binding; transcription cis-regulatory region binding; DNA-binding transcription factor activity, RNA polymerase II-specific. Gene Ontology annotation, biological process: positive regulation of transcription by RNA polymerase II.
GCAAGAAGGCAUCCCGCAUGUUGCUCACCAACACUCCAUCGACGGCAUGUUUGCUAGUUUUGCUUUGAGUCCUGAUGGCUUGAUGUACGCGGCACCCCCACCACGCCUGGCGCGCUCGCACGACGGAUGCCUGCCUUGUAGACGCAAACGCAAGAAAUGCGACAAAACGAAGCCGCGCUGCCUGCGAUGCAUGAACAGCACCAAUCGCGAUACCUGCGUAUGGCCGCAAAAGAAGGACGAUGAUCGGCGGGAUUCAGUCGAGCCUACGCCAGCUGGGUUGGUCGAGAUAUUCGAUGAUGAGAACCGGGACCACGUGGACCACACGGCUCCCUGCGCCGCCAUCGAGAGCGCCAACGACUGGAUCGUGAGGUUGCCAAGCAUACAGAGGAAUGAUCUCGAUGCGUUAUCACCAUGGCAGUUGCCAGAAGCAGUGCUUCGUGUGUCGCCCGAUCUCUCUGCAACCAAAGUUACGCAAAUAACUCUCGCCCUUCAAAGAAAGAUGCUAUGUCACGAAUCUGAAUUCGAUGGAUCAAUAUUCAUGCUUGGGCUGCCUGGCUCGAAUGCACAUCCGGGAUACAUUCAUGCUUGGACGGCUUGCAGUAUGGCAGCAGUAGCGCCACGGACUGCGCAUUGGCAGCGACGAGCAUUGAUGCACCAUAGUCAAGCCUGCGUCGAGCUGAGGAAAGGCAUUCGUGAUUCUGCGGACGACGACGCGUCUGGCGAGUGGAUGCGUGCUACGGUGCUCAUGCUCUAUCUCUUCGAGAAACAGAGGAGUCGUAAAUUCGUGGAGGCUGGACAGAGCUACGAUACUGCGGCGAUCCAUUUGAAGGCGACACAUCGACUCUUUGACGAGCGCAAGGGUGUCUAUCGGCUGAACACCAUCCACGGCUGCAUGCUAUAUGAGGCGUAUAUAGCGCGGACAGUCGACAAUUACCUCUUCCAACCGGACAGCGCACUGCCUCUCGACUACAUCACACGAUCGAUCGAUUACCACGAGGAGAAUCUCGGAAAACUGGGCAUCCCGGUCGAAAUAAUGACUACUCCGUGGGUUGGACUUUGGGGGCGGAAGUUCACCGACCUCGUCUAUCGACUCUCCUGGAUCGCCCAUCAGAUACCACUCGAUCAAACAAAUACAGAACGUCUUCAGGCCAUUGCAGCCCAGCUGAGCAGCAGAGAACUCAUAAUAGGUGGAUCCGCAUUUGGCAUAGAUGAGGCGACUCUCAAGUACUACACAGACGCACGGCUGGCGUACUGGCACGCUUGUUCGUUCUUCGCCGAUGCGGUGCUUACCGAGGGAUUACGGUUUCCAGUCACCGUAUUUCAGCAACAUCAUGUCCGUGCUGGCAUGGAGCUGAUGAAUGAGCUGACACUCAAAGACCACAUCAAUUCGCAUCUGACGUGGCCACUCGUUGUCCUUGGGUUUGGAGUGGAGGAUGUCGAUCAGCUGGAACUCCACAAGAGUAUGAUGGCACGCCUGGGCCCCUCUGCUGGCGAAGAAACAGUGGAAAAGGCAAAUCAGAUGGUGCAGGCCGUGUUCGAGACGAAGAGGGCUGCGCACGAAGCUGUAAGUGUCGCAGAGUGGAUGCGGCUGAUAGUAUCAUUUAAUAUGUACUCAUGAUACGACGUUCUAACUCUAUUCGCUCAUGAUCCCUCUCAUCCCUUGUCAGUGCCUUCUUCUUUUUUUCCAGUUUGGGCACUGUCAGGAGCUUCCACUAGGCCCCAAUCGCCGUGUGCGAUUUGAUCAGCUUUGUACUUGACCAAUAAGCCCACCGCUAUGGGUCCGAGUAUCGUAUUCAGCAAGAUGGCCCAGAUCGCAGUCAGAAAUCCUGCUUGGGUGACAUAUGGUGUAUUAUUGUAGCCAAUCUCAACAAUUAAAAGACCGAUCUCCCCUCGAGCGACCAUUGCCAUACCCAGAAGCAGGCCUGGGUAUAUGCUUGGCUUCACUCUCGCCGCACGUCCAGCAUCCGCACCUUUUUCCACGGACGGCAACUCAGAUUUGCCUGUGCUGUCUUUCGAGCUCGAGCAUGAUGCCCAUACCGGCAGCCAGAUGCCUACUAGGAACUUUCCCAGCACCAUGAGAAGUGUGUACACAACUCCAUGCCAGAUAGCC